Emiliania huxleyi CCMP1516 is the source of this 2181-nucleotide messenger RNA. RefSeq lists its product as hypothetical. The record is from RefSeq and is a predicted model, not a curated record. Gene Ontology annotation, molecular function: alpha-L-arabinofuranosidase activity. Bases 1 to 2181 code for a protein of 726 amino acids. Gene Ontology annotation, biological process: L-arabinose metabolic process. NCBI's taxonomy places the organism in Eukaryota, Haptophyta, Isochrysidales, Noelaerhabdaceae. The transcript is spliced from 8 exons.
AUGAUUGCUCCAUCACCUCCGCUCCCGUCUCUGCCGUCAAAGCUGAGCAUCGGCUCCGAGAUCAUCCACGACCUCUCGCCGCUGCUGCACUCUCUCUUUUUCGAGACAGAGAUCAAUUUCGGCGGCGAGGGCGGCGUCUACGCGGAGCUUCUGCCCAACAGGGACCUUGAAACGCUCGGCCGAGGACGUGUGGCAGGCGUCGAAGACGGUACCACCUGGCCGCAGCCAUACCUCGGCAGUGAUCACGCCGAGGAGCCAUUUUCAACGCAAGAGCUCGGACAGCACCGGUCAGCCACACUAGACCCUCAUGAGCCAGCACCCAUGAUCACCGACUACAGGCCGUGGAGCGCGCUCUUUGGUGCCCGGCUGUGGGUUGACAAUGCGACCGCGCCCUUUCCGGCCAACCCGCACUCUUUGAGGGUGGCUGGCGGUCCGGGCGUUGGCGUCGCCAACCCGGGGUACUGGGGCAUUGCCGUGCAGCCUGGAAGCGCCUUCAACCUCUCCCUGUACGCCAGAACUGGCGCGGCGGGCGUGGCGGUGCGGCUGCGCGCCGUGCUGCGCAGCGUGUCGGGCGGCACAGUCCUCGCGGAGGCGGAGGUGCGGCCGGCGCUGUCAGACCCGUCCUCGCUGGCGGCGCGGCCCGGCUGGGCGAGGAGUGGCAUUGGUGGCGCGAGGGCAAGCGGGGCGAGGGGCGGUGGGGCGUCCGCAAACGCGCGCUUCGAGCUGCUCAUCGACGCGGCCUCUUUCUGGCUCGAUGCCGUCUCUCUGAUCCCUGCGGACGCCGUCGGCGGUCUCUUCCGGCGCGCCGCUCCUCUGAGCACGCGCGACGCCUUCGAGCGGCUGCAGGCAACGCGGCCGGGCUUCGUGCGUGCACCGGGCGGAAACUACCUUGAAGGCAUCGCUGAUCGCAAUCGCGCAGCUGCCACGCUCGGGCCGCCCGCCGCGAGGGCAGGCCACUACAACUCUGCGUACUGGGUGACGGACGGGCUCGGCUUAUUCGAGCUGCUCACGCUGUGCGAGCUGCUGCACUCGACGUGCCAGAUGAGCAUCUACACCGGCUACUCGAUGGGGCGCAGGUACGUGCCCGUGGCGCAGUCGGAGACCUUUGCGCAGGACGCGGUCGACAUGCUCGACUUCGCAAACGCCGCGCCAGCCUCGUCGCCGUGGGCGGCGGUGCGCGAGCGGAUGGGGCACGCCGCGCCGUUUGGCCUCUCGCGCGUUGAGGUUGGCAACGAGGAGCGGGACAUGUCGGGCGAGGGCUACCCAGCCCACUACGAGCUCAUCACGCGGAGGCUCUGGGCCGCGUACCCUUCCCUCCACAUCGUUGCGAGCGGGCGGUGGGGACCUCCCAUCGAGGGCUCGCCGUGCCUGACCGGCCAGCGGUGCGAUCUCUGGGACGACCACUACUACAGACCUCCAGACGUGAUGGCGGCCAUGGGAGGCGAGUACGACCGAUACAACCGCUCGCUGCCCAAGGUUUAUGUGGGAGAGUUUGCGGCGAACGGCGCGACGGGCGCUUCGUCGCUCGGACCGGCGGCCAUCUUCAUGAUCGGCUUCGAGCGCAACGCGGACGUUGUCGUCGCUUCGUCCUUCGCGCCGCUGUGCAACAACUCGAGGCUCAGCAGAGUCACGGUGCAGCCGCUCGUGUGGAUAGGCACGCAGUGGGCGUACAACCUCGUCAACCUCAACAGCAGCCGCCUCUUCGUGCUGCCCUCCUACCACGUGCAGACCCUCUUCUCGAGCGCGCUCGGCGCGCACACGCUGCCCGCGACUCUCACCCCGCCGUACGCGCAAGGGGUGAAGGCUUUCUCACGGCGGCGAGGGCUCUCGUCAUCGAAGCCGCCGCAGCCGCGGCUGACGACGGCACCCCCCGCCUCCCGGUGGAUCGCGACGGCGUCGAUGGACGCCCGUGCGCGCCUCGUCAACCUGAAGCUCGUCAACUAUGCGCCGAACGCGCGGCCGGUGGACGUGGCGUGGAGCGGCGAGCGAGCGUUCGCGCGUGUCCUAAACGCGACCGUGCUCACUGCGGCGUCCGCCGACGCGCAAAACAACCUCUCGAUGCCGGAUGCGGUCGCACCCGCCGCGCUCGACCCGCCGCCGGCGCUCGGGCCGACGGGGCUGAGCAUCGCGAUGCCACCGUGGAGUCUCGUCGUGGUGACGGUGGCGCUAGACGACCAAUAG